Messenger RNA from Capsella rubella, 1606 nucleotides. Its product is annotated as lipid phosphate phosphatase 1. The transcript is spliced from 3 exons. Gene Ontology annotation, molecular function: phosphatidate phosphatase activity. Gene Ontology annotation, biological process: phospholipid metabolic process. The coding region runs from base 417 to 1412 and encodes 331 amino acids. Lineage: Eukaryota; Viridiplantae; Streptophyta; Magnoliopsida; Brassicales; Brassicaceae. The record is from RefSeq and is a predicted model, not a curated record.
CCGACCGGCAGGCGAUAACUGAAAAGUCAAACCACUUGGCUCGAAGAACAUUUCACGCUACCAACAAAUUCCAUAGAAGAAGAUUUGAUGAUAGAGUUUCGUUUCUUCUGACUGACCAAUCAAAAUUAUUAUAUAAAAAUAUCAGAAACUCUCUUCUCUAUCAACCGUCGGGCAUCAUCAAGUGGAAGGAUAUAACUUCGUUUCCGAGACACACACAGAAACAAAAACGCGUCUUCCUCUUCUGUUCGUCUUUUAAGGCUUCCCAUAGCCAUCUCUAUUCUCUACCUAUUCUGAUUAAUUCCUCUCAAUUAAGUUUCGAUCCACAUUAUUUCUUUUCUCGCUCCCUCUCGAUCUUCACUUUCCGAUGACUAUUGGAUCGUUUUUCUCUUCUUUCAAAUUCUGGGGCAAUUCUCAGAAUGAAUUGCAUUCCGUUAUUGCUGUCAUCCAAACCGGACAUGUCAAACCCUCAACUAGUAGAGCAGGAGGCCCAGAGAGGGAGGAUGCAAGAGAUAGAUCUUGGGGUUCACACUAUUAGGAGCCAUGGAGGACGAGUCGCCUCUAAACACAAGCACGACUGGGUCAUACUCGUCAUCUUGAUUGCCAUCGAGAUCGUCCUCAACCUCAUUUCUCCUUUCUACCGAUACGUCGGAAAGGACAUGAUGACUGACCUCAAGUACCCUUUCAAGGACAACACCGUCCCCGUCUGGUCUGUCCCGGUGUACGCGGUGCUGCUUCCCAUCCUUGUCUUCGCCUGCUUCUACCUCAAGAGGACAUGUGUGUACGAUCUGCACCACAGCAUUCUCGGCCUCCUCUUCUCCGUUUUGAUUACUGGUGUCAUCACCGACUCCAUCAAGCUCGCCACCGGACGCCCUCGUCCUAACUUCUACUGGCGCUGCUUCCCCGACGGCAAAGAGCUCUAUGAUGCCUUGGGAGGUGUCAUCUGCCACGGCAAACCAGGAGAGGUCAAGGAAGGCCACAAGAGCUUCCCCAGCGGACACACCUCCUGGUCCUUUGCGGGGCUCACUUUCCUCUCCCUCUACCUCUCUGGCAAGAUCAAGGCCUUCAACGGAGAAGGACACGUGGCUAAGCUCUGCCUCGUCAUCUUCCCUCUGCUCGCCGCUUGCCUUGUUGGGAUAUCUCGUGUGGAUGACUACUGGCACCACUGGCAAGACGUCUUCGCUGGAGCUCUCAUCGGAUUCCUUGUAGCGGCCUUCUGCUACCGUCAGUUCUACCCCAACCCUUACCACGAAGAAGGAUGGGGUCCCUACGCCUAUUUCAAGGCAGCUCAAGAACGUGAUGGAGUCCCUGUGACCUCCCAAAACAGAGAUGCCCUGAGGACAAUGUCUCUGCAGACUGAUUCAAUUUCUCUCGAAAACAUGGAAUCUGGCUCUUCCAUUACUCCUCCCAGAUGAUCCUUCUUUUUCAUUAUUUCAUUCAUUAUUUGUUUUCAUUUUGGCCAUCUGUGAGAUUGUGGAUGGUAUAGCUACGUAUGUAUGUGUAUUCAACCCUUACAUCUGUAAAUCUACUCUUCAUUCUUGGCUUCUUUUUUUUUUUCAAGCAGAGACCAAUUUAUAUUGAUAAAUGUUAACAUAUAGUUUGAGUUGGA